Microthlaspi erraticum is the source of this 642-nucleotide messenger RNA. NCBI's taxonomy places the organism in Eukaryota, Viridiplantae, Streptophyta, Magnoliopsida, Brassicales, Brassicaceae. The record is from the annotation of a GenBank genome assembly.
AUGGCGACACAGACGAGACCUAGUUCGGUUAAGAGCGAGUCACGCGAUGGGUCUUCUUCUCUUGCUUCUAGAGUCAAGAUCGAUCCGUCUUUUAAGGACAAGAAAAAGAUUCCAAUCUCUAGCAGACCGAUCAUGUCGGAUACCAAACCCAGAUCCGCUCUUUCCACCGUCACUCCCAAAUCUGAGGCAAAGCCCAAAAUACCUGUAAAUACGGGGAAAUCAACGGCAACAACAUCUGCCGCAGCAGCGAAAGGUAAAGCGAAAAGAGAGAAGAAAGUUUAUUCAUUAGCAGGACAGAAAUUUGAUCCUCCUGAAGAGAGAGAGCCCUUGAGGAUAUUCUACGAAUCAUUAUCGAAACAAAUACCAGGGAGCGAAAUGGCUGAGUUCUGGCUAAUGGAACAUGGAAUGUUGUCUCCGGAUAAGGCGAAGCGAGCACAUGAGAAAAAGCUAAGAAAGAUGAAGCAAAUUCGAAUGGGAACACCGAUUAAACCGACGCCAUCAUAUUCUAGUAAACCGGAGAGUUCUCAAAGACCAUCUGCGUCCAAGAACAACGGUUUAGAUGCGAGAAAGAAGAAGAAAGUUGUUGAUGAUGACGAGGAAGAUGAUGAUUUUGUCCUAAGCCACAAGAGAAGGAGAGUGUAA